Messenger RNA from Myripristis murdjan (pinecone soldierfish), 6299 nucleotides. It is a transcript of the gene vezf1b, whose product is annotated as vascular endothelial zinc finger 1b. Gene Ontology annotation, biological process: regulation of transcription by RNA polymerase II. Bases 93 to 1601 code for a protein of 502 amino acids. The transcript is spliced from 8 exons. Lineage: Eukaryota; Metazoa; Chordata; Actinopteri; Holocentriformes; Holocentridae. Gene Ontology annotation, cellular component: nucleus. The record is from RefSeq and is a predicted model, not a curated record. Gene Ontology annotation, molecular function: DNA-binding transcription activator activity, RNA polymerase II-specific; RNA polymerase II cis-regulatory region sequence-specific DNA binding.
CAGCCCUGAGGGUUACAGGAAGUUGUAGCUGCCAUGUUUAGCUGCUUUGUUGUAGAUUCCUUGUAGGUUUCCUGCAGAUUUUAAGUGUUGCAAUGGAACCGAGCUGGAGUACGUUUUUAUUCCAACAGGCCAACGAGGCCCUGCAUCACCAGCACCAAGUGGCCGGGAACAGCCUCCUGCCUCUUCUCAACUCUGGAACAGAGCCGCCUGAUCAAAAACCAGUGCUGCCCAUCCCCUUGGACCAGAAGCCGCCAGUCAGCGCUGCAGAGCUCCUUAAAGAUAAUGUGGCCAGCGGAACUGGGGGAGGGGGUGGAGGUGGUGGAGGGCCUCCUGUUGCUGUGGUCAAGAAGGAACCUAAAUCCAAGACGCCCUUCAUCUGCGGCUACUGCAACAAGGCCUUCCGAGACAGUUACCACCUGCGGCGGCACGAGUCCUGCCACACUGGCAUCAAGAUGGUGUCGCGGCCCAAGAAGACACAAACAGCCCCCACUAUGGUGCCGCUCAUCUCCACUGUACCCCGGGAAAACAGCGGCAACCCCUCAUACAUCUCUACUGUGGCUGGCAUCCUGACUACAGCCACUACCUCCACAUCCACAGGCACUAGCAUCAUGACGCCCAUGCAGCACCAACAGCAGCAGAGCAUCCCCAAGAAGCCCCCGAAGCCGGUGAAAAAGAAUCACGGGUGCGACAUGUGCGGCAAGGCCUUCCGCGACGUCUACCACCUCAACCGCCACAAGCUGUCGCAUUCCGACGAGAAGCCGUUUGAAUGUCCGAUCUGCCAGCAGAGGUUCAAGAGGAAGGAUCGCAUGACGUACCACGUUCGUUCCCACGACGGCGGCGUUCACAAGCCUUACAUCUGCUCCGUUUGCGGGAAGGGCUUCUCCAGGCCUGACCACCUAAGCUGUCACGUCAAGCAUGUUCAUUCCUCAGAGAGGCCAUUCAAGUGCCAAGUAACGGCCUGUACCUCAGCCUUCGCCACCAAAGACCGUCUGCGCUCCCACAUGAUCAGGCAUGAAGGCAAAGUGACCUGCAACAUUUGCGGCAAGAUGCUGAGUGCUGCCUACAUCACAAGUCACCUCAAGACGCACGGCCAGGCCAGCUUCAACAGCCCAUGUAAUAACAAAGGCAUAAGUGACUGGCAGUGGAACCACUCAGGGCCACGAAAAGGUGAGUUGACGGUAGGAGAGAUUUUAAAUAACUCCUUCCAAGUCCUAAUUGACAACUCGCGCACCCAAGAUGCCAACAACGUACACAACUCAGCCUCCGCCACACCAGUCACCAACUCGGCAGCCAUCACCUCAGCCGUGAACCGCGGCGCCAACGCCAGCAAUCCGGUCACCAUCGCCGCUCAGAUGAACAUCACCACCAGCACAGUCAACAUCACCUCGCCGGUCAACCUGCAGCACCCAGUCACCAUCACCGGCCCUGUAAACCUGGCCUCUGUCAAUAUCCCCACAACGGCGCACAUGAAUAUCGCCCACCCGGUGGCCAUCACCACCCCGAUGCCCAUGAAUAUCACCGGGCCGCUCAACAUCGCCAUGAGGCCCAUGGAGAGCAUGCCUUUUCUAUCCCAAGUCCUGCCUUCCUCCCCUCCCUGGUAGAGAUUUUAUAAGCCCCUGUAGCAACUGAUAAUGCAAUUCCUGUCUGAUCAUUUCAAAGACCAUACCAGUGAUUCUGCAUGUUUUGCAUAAUAUCUACAAAAUGUACAAACUUCACAUUUUUGCUAAUCUUUACAUAAAGCAGUUGUGUUUUACAACUCUGAUCGCAUUUUUCCUACCUUUUAUCCAGCCACUGGUUUCCAUUCAUUCCGCUACGAUAUGAAAAUGAAUUUUCAGAGACUUCAAACUUUCUUCACAACAGUGUUCCAUCACUGUAAUAAAGUCCUCCACAUUAGUUUUCCUAAAAGCAGCAGCACUGUUGAUUUUUGAUGACUUGAAACUGGACGGCAUGAAACACUCUCUCCACCAGAAAAUAGUCCCCGUGUCAAAAUUUGCUUUGCACCGUCAAUUAUCAGUUCCGUGGUUUAUGAAUGAAUAUCGUUAGGCCAAAUAUUCAAAUCACUGGUAUGGUCCUGUUUUAAGAGCUUGUCAGAAUGUAAUCAAAUCUGCUAAAUGGGUUGAAAAUGUAAUAAUACCUCUCAAACUGAUUUAUAUAAUACCUACAUAAUGUAAAUGUAAUGGGGGUUUGAACGGUGACAGCAAUUUUUGGUGUUGAUAUUCAGUGUCUUCCUCCCAUACUCCCCACAGAAUUAAAGCUCUGAAACUGAAUUUAGACCAUCAUGGGCUGCUAAAACUCUCCAUUGAAAUUCAGGAUAUUAAUAGCAGCUGGCUAUUUAUGGCACAUUGAUCCACUACACCUAUUCAGUGGAAAGGGGAGACUAAGAUAAUUACUGAAUUACUUAAUGAACUCCUGACUUAAUUAACUUACAAAGACAUUAUUAAAGACUUUAGUGUAGGAAUGAGACUUUUUCUGUACCUGUGGUUAGGGAGGAGCCUCCACAUCAGAGGUGGGUGAUAUGACUGGUGGUUGAUGAAUGAUAUUUAAUGUAAGGCCAAGAUUUUCUAUGUAUUGUCUAGCCCAAAUUAUCACCUACUCAGCCAUUGAAUUAUCACAUUCUGGUUAAAAAAUUAAAUUUUCAACCCAUAAAGAGGAAUAUUUCAAUGGUUUAACAAGUGAUAAAAUGAUCCGGCAUGUCAUUAUCAGUUGCUGCCCUUUGCGUAGUGCCCACCCCUGUUUUGUUCCUGUUUACCCUCAUCUCAGCCCUGCUCCAGCUUCAGUAUUUUGUUGUAGUUCUACAGGAAGUAGAGGGUGAGCCAGCUCAUUGCAGAGUGGCAAUCCUUUGCAGACUCCCCUUUGUUUUUUUUUUUUUUGUUUUUUUUUUCUUUUCUGAUUCUUUAGUUUCUCUUCAGCCACUGAAGGACAGUUUCAGGCUUGUAAAAGUCACCAGUUGGAUGUUUGACUUCAAACAUGGGUGAUGUGUGACAACUUACUGUACUUUAGGCAUUGGAAACAAAAUCUACAAACAGAAGUGUGUUGCUGGUAUUGUUCUUAUAUGCUCUCCUAUUGAGCAGAUUUUGUUUUAUAUUCUUUUUUUUUUUCUAUUUGUUAUUUUAGCUGACUUAUCAGUAUUUAAUAGUUUUAUGUAUUUUAAAGACUAAAAGUACAACAAAAGGGACAAAGGCUUCCAUUUCUGGGGAGGGUAAGUGAUAUUUUGGAAUAUUUUGCUGAUGGGGAGACGGUUCAGAGGCAAUUUGGAUGUAUUGUACACAAAUGCUUUUGACCACUAACCCUCCCCAUGUCUCUUCUCCACCUUAAAAUUGCUGGAAAAACAGACACUCCUCACUGCUGGAUACUGUAUACUGUAUGUUUGAUUUCUGUGACAUUUUGUUUUGGAAAUUUUGUAUGUAUUUAAAUGAGGACAUAACAGAUCAAGGUACAGGAAAAACAAGGAGGAAAUGUCUUGUACUGAAAGCAUGUCCCCUUGGCUAAUGCCCUGAAAACGGCAGUAUUAUCAAAGGUCAAAUAAUUAUAAGUUUUGAUUACUGAAGACAUUUUUUUAUGUAGAGGUCAAGAGAGCCACCUAGUGGCUGAGAAGACACUAUGCUCUAAAGCGGUCCCAAAGUUAACUUUUGUGCUAUAUUUUGUUGAUUAGAUGUUUUAGUUUUCUUAGAAUAAUUUAUCCCCCUUUUAUCUCUCACAGGUUUAGGAUCCCAUCGCUGUCAGUCUCGACUCAGGAAGCUUACUGAGAAUAGUCUUUUAAAACCAAUUUACACACUCUGACCCUUUCUUUGUAAAUAUGAAACACUAUUUUAUUGCCUUUACCUGUGGGAGAGGGAACCUAGCUGCCACAGGUUAGCAAUGCAAGUACUUUAUCACCACUGAUGUGGCCGUCCAUGCCUGAGAGGAGAGCAAGAUGCUCUGAGAUACUUUAAGCUGAGUUUUCUCCGUAGAUCUCACUAGCAUAACAGCUCUGGGUGUUUUUUAUCCUGGCAGCUUUUCAUUACUGGAGAACUAAGGCUGUGAUCACAUAGGACGCUUGUUGUUUUCUCUCUUUCUGAAACACAAAAUGCAGCCGCGAGCAUCACCAGUAACACAGAGCAAAAAGUCAAAGGGGAAGAGGAUCAUUACAUCAUUGUUGCUAUGCCACACAAAACUUGACAACGUGAAAGUUAACUGAUUAGCAAUAGCUGGUUAGCCUGAAAUUACAGGAUCACAUUGGAAAUGGACAAGAGGAAGUUGUGCUUGCACUUGAGGAGGAUGAGGAGCCCAUUCUUAAAAGGAACAGACCACUGGCUGAUAGGAUGUGAUACCGUCACGAUAUUUUAUCCAUGAUAGCGAUGGUAUCAUGAUACAGGUGAUUCUGUGACAUGUAAGAAACUGUGAUACAUCACGAUAUAAUACUUUAUUGAUCCCCAAAAGAAAAUUGGGUAUACUUGGUAAAAUACCAUGAAGUAGGCAAAAUAAUUUUUCAAUAAGCAAGAAUCAGUUGUGGUUUUCAGUGUUUUAAUCUGCACAGCGAGCAACACGAACAUGACAGAACAGUUUCAGUUACAAUACCUAAAGGCAGGAACAAAUACACCUCAAAGGAACUCAAAUGUGCAAUCUGUGCAAAUUAAGAAUUCAAAUAUCCGUACAUGGUGCACGUGUUAUCAAUAACAAGCUACAAGAGAAGGUAUUGUGAUAUUUGGCUUUAUCGAUGUAUUGGUCCUCCCCUACUUGUCAUGUCCAAGAACGCCGCCAAGGUAGUACUUGUUUCACAAAGUAUUGGCAAGAGUUGAGACAUGUUCACUUUGAAGGCAGUACUACAAAGACAGGUACCAAAAAAAAAAAAAGUGUCCUAUGUGAUCAUAGCCCCAAACUGUUCUGUGUCCAGUUUCCCGAUCAUGGCGUUCCCUGGCUUUAUAUGUGUCGGGAAACAGAACUGAUUAAGAACGAAAAUGCGCGGGGGGGGGCAUCGUCCAAAUGCACCGGAGGAAAGUCAUAGCUUCUAGACGUGAAGCCAGUUUUCAGUGAAAGGCCUUUCUCAGUUCAGGGACUCUGAAGCACUUGCAGCAAACUGUAGUAUGUGCACACUGCAGAAGAGUGGUACUUGGUGGGGCAUUUCGGUUUGGUGGAACGAGACAAUGAUGGGUGUGGAAGAUAUAUCUGGCCUUACGGUUCACCUGCCCAUGUCUGCUUUUUUUUUUGGCAGCCAAGGUGUUUGAGGCCUUUGAUAGUAUUGUAUGCAUGCCAACACUGUCCUCCAAGGGAAUUGCUCAAAUGUGGAAUGGCAUUAUGAUCUUGGAAAACGGAUUCCCUUCCCAUCAGUUUUUUAAUGUUGCAUGUGGACGACUGAGCUCGUCCAGUAUAGGAUUGAGUUCAAAAACUGUCAUUAGAAGGCUAGUGACUUUUUUUUUUUUUUUUAAUCGAAACAAAACACUAAAAAAAAUUAGGUUGAAAGAAAGCGUGUGGUGUCAUUUGUCCUUCUCCAGUGGCCGUAACAAGUGUGCCUGAACUACUUUGCAAGACUUUUCCACACUUCGAUGCUUCCUCCUCUAGAUGUGCUGUGUGAUGGAGUUGUUUUGUGAAGGAAGCCUUCAUCGACCCAGAUGGCCAUGGGCCCCAACCGGGCCUGGCAACCAAACUAUGUUCCGAUCAGUUUGUUCUCCUUUCGUUUGUUUUUAUUGCAAGUGGUUCUAUUCUCCUUUCUAAACCGAUGUCAUGAUCACGAACAACCUAGAAACAUAAAUUGGUAUUUUUUUAAAGCUCGUUAUGUAAAUGUAUUAGUGACAUUUAACCAUGUGCUUUAAUUUGACUGCAACCUAAUGUGAAAGACAAACAUUUCUUUGGCCAAAUUAUGUUUUGGAAGAUGAUUUUUUUUCUUUUCUUUUUUUUUCUUUUCUUUUUUUUUUUUUUUUUUUUUAGAAAAAAAAUCUUCCCUGUAUUUUUCAUGAUGAAUUUGGCAGAUAUUGUGAAGGCAAAUGAAUGUAUAUCUUUGUAUAAACCAUUUAGUUCAGAGGACGUGUUAGUUAUGAUAGACACAUGCAAGGAAAAAAAAACCCAACAAGAUAACCUUUUAUAAAUCUUUUUGUAUUAGAACAUUAACAAUGGUAAUUUUUUGUAUAUACGAAGACUAGGCUUUCUGAUUAGCAGAAAGGUAAAACAUUCCUACAUUUUUUUUAAAUGUACGUCUGUCGAGAAUAAUUAUGUAAACAUAUGCGCAAUGUUUUAUGUGCCUUUUAUUUGGGUUUGUCUAAAUAAAAGAAAACAAUAAAACAUGAUUGUGGACUGUCCAUGCUGAGUCCCAGAUUUAAAGGAAA